Messenger RNA from Colletotrichum karsti, 1314 nucleotides. RefSeq lists its product as uncharacterized. The coding region runs from base 1 to 1314 and encodes 437 amino acids. The transcript has a single exon. NCBI's taxonomy places the organism in Eukaryota, Fungi, Ascomycota, Sordariomycetes, Glomerellales, Glomerellaceae. The record is from RefSeq and is a predicted model, not a curated record.
AUGCCCGUCACUUUGCAAAUCGUCGAUCACCUUGCCACGUCGUGGGCGGUUCCAAAAGCGACCACGCCGGAGGAACUGUUCGCGAGGGUCUGUCCGGAAAACUACCCACAAAGCGAGAGAAUCAUACAAACUUCACUGACGCGCCGAACUUUGCGCGAGACCCAUACGUCCCCUUCCGAGAACGGCUUCGUUUGGGCCGCGUGCCGGGCGUACAGCGACCAUCACCACCUUACCCUCCGCCCGGAAGACAUCUGGUUCGCCAUUCUCACCCAGCUGAGCUUUCAUAUCAAUGGCAACUCCGAAAAGCUGCGUUACUUCUUCGUGGAACAUGAGGGGAGCAAAGAGCUGGAGGUUGUCGACGCAGGGUCGAUGGACUACGCCGACUUUAGUGUCUUCGCUGAGCGCAUGACACACAUGAUUGCCAAGAACGUGAAGGAUCCCGGACUGCGCGACUGGGUCAUGCCGUCUUUCUCUACGACGACCACCACCGAUCAGGUCGUGGCCUCGGUUCUGUUCAUGGGCGCGAUGCAGAAGUACUUCUCGUACAACUGGACUUUGGACUGCGGUAUCCCAUCGGUUACCCUGCUGGGCGAGGUCGCGGACUACGAGAACAUUCUUGCGCGACUAGACAGGAUUGAGCAGCUAGGAGACGAGCCGACGCAGUUUGCCGAGAUGCUGAGGCCGAUAUUGCGCUACAUGAUUCUCUCCUUCGGAGCUCCUGCUAACCCACAGGUCGUGAACUUCUGGAACAAGAUUGCGACGCGCAAUUUAGUGGGAAGCGGCAUGGACUACAUUUCCGGAUGGAUCACGGCCUUCUGCUACUGGAGUCCCCAAGGCAUAGCCAAGCCGCGUUUCAGGCAAGACAUCGUGCUUGAUGGUGUUCCUUACCCCUCGGUCGAUUUCGACGACAUCCCGACCGGCAUGGCUUCCGUCCCCGUCACGGUCCGCGACCACGGCGACGAGUUCAAGUGCACCAUCCUGGCGGGUUCUUUUGGGAUCCAGGGGUUUUCCAGGCCCGAAGCUGUUAGGGGCUCUUCCGACGACUCAUCGAGCGUCGACAGCCACGCAGAGUCCGCGGACCUUGUUAAUAUUCGACCGUUGUCAGGAUGGUUGAUGUACGAGAACAAAGAGAAGUCAGAUACAGACGCGAGCGAGUCUAUGGAAACACCAGAGAACGAGCUAAAGACAUGGGAGGAACUGAGAUUAAAUGCAGGCACUGGGGAAACCGACAGGCUCGAUGACCCCCUGCUGGCUACCAACUUCGCAGGCAAAAGGGCCAAUAGAUCCUUCGCCUGGGCCCGUGUCGAAAGGUAG